CCUGUUCAUUCAACUGUGAGAGGCGUUCACGUGCAGAUUCCACGCAGGAAAUUUGUUUUCCCAGUAAUAUCCGACUGCACUUGAACGCAGCAGCAUCACCGGCAGCCAGCAGAGUGGAGGUGGAAGGUCAGAGGUCAAAACAAACGGCAAAACAAGGACCGAAUACAGAGGAAAAUGCCGUAAAAUGGUAGAUAAACAUUAGCAAAUGUUCAAAAACGACAUGCAGAGAGAUUUUUUUUUUUUUUUUGAGAAAUGAAAGUGAAAAAAAUAUGAAAAAAAUCAAACUUUCAGACUUUUUAAACGUCUUCCACUGACCGCUCUCCUGUUUUUUGGUUUGUUUCUGUUUUUUUUUUGCUUCUUUACUGAGUCCGAGAUAAACAUCUUGCAUCAGUUAAGCGUCUUUGACAGUUUUUUUUUUCUUCACUUUUUCACUUUUAUUUUGGCAGGAAAUGGUCUGACAAGUGUCACAGUUUGAACGCUGCACUUUUUUCCUUUAUUUGUUUGUUUAUUUGAAUUGAAUUGAAAUCUAUUUGAGAGGCCGGUCACUCGGGUCGGGUUCUGAUGUAGAGGCUUCAGUGAGCGCAGGAAACAGGAAGUGAACAGGAAGUGAACAGGAAGUGGAGGCGGCGAGAAAAAGAUGGAGGCUUUUGGGACGAUGGCGUGUCCCGACUGUUUCUGCUGCACACCAACAGAGAGCGACUCCUCUCCUGGACAGAGGGUUGUCUCCUCCAUCAGAGCUCUUCUCAGGUCUAAGGAGCCUCAGAUCUGCCUCGGCCUCAGGAUGACGGACGGGGCGAGCGAGCUUGGGGAGGUGAAGGUGUCCCGUCUGGAGAUGGAGGGAGAGAGAGACCGAGAGGACGGAGAGGAAACUCCUGAACACAAGUGUGUCGCCCUGUGUGACUCUCUCCACGGCUCCGUCCACGACAAGGAGAACAGCCCCAUGAUGAGAGCUGUGCUGUGGGGGGCGCUGUGUAAGCUCUACAGGUUCCAGACGGAGCAGCAGAGGUGGCUGCUGGUCCGAGAGCAGAUGGCCGAGACGCCGCUGUCCUUCAGCCUGCCCCGCCUGCUGCUGAGCACGCUCAUACACACACACAGGAGCAGGAUCCAGGAGCUGAAGGAGCUCAGCGCCCUCGCUCCGCACUGGGAGGGGCUUCGGCGUGAUGUCAUCGACCACUGCAGCCAGCUGAUUGGCUCUUACCAGGAGACGCUGACAGAGCUCGACAAACUCUCCGAGUCGAGUUUUAAGUCGAGCAGCAGCAAGUCAGACAGACACCUGCAGUUUGUUCCCACCAACCUGCACUCGCAGAGGAUGGAGGUCAGCAGCGCCGACGCUGCAGCUGUUUGGUAUGAGGUGAUCACAGUUGGAGCUCCAGCUGAUCACCACCAGGCCUUCAGACAUGGAGGACUGAAGCGGCUGCUGGCCAAACACGCCAGCCACUCAGACAGCUGCAGCUCGUUCUCCCCUCAGCAGGUCUGCAGGGCGAGGCAGCUGCUGCUCUGUGUGUCCCAGCUGCAGCCUCAGUUGUUCGGUCUGGCCGAGCAGCUGCUGGCCGUCUCUCUGGAGCUCAACGCCGCCCGCUUGCAGCAGAUCCUGGACGCCCUAAGACGCCAGACGGAGCAGUUCGUGCACGAGCUCAAAGACGAGCUGAUAAAAAGCGCCUUGUUGGCGGCGCACAAGUUUUGCCCCGCCCACUGCAACAACAGCCGCCACGGCAACGUCACUACGGGCAACGGGACGCUACGCGGUCGCUCGUCGACCAAUCAGGAGAGGCCGCCGUCUCCCGGGCAACAGCAGGGCGAUCGCUGCGAUGAGGAGUACGACGAGGAGGAGUGGGACAGAACGUGGGCGAACGUCGCCAAGAGCCUCAGCUGCAUUAUCGCCAUGGCCGACCGGCUGCGGGGGCGGGACGAAGGCUCACAGGAAGUGACAUCACCAGCGCAGCAGCAGCAGGAAGCAGCGAGCGACACAAACUCUCAGAACACCGCCUCCUCUUCCUCCUCUUCCUCCUCCUCCUCCUCUUCGUCGUCGUCGUCCUCCUCCUCCUCGUGGCAGGAGGAGCUGCUCCCCCUGGUGGUGACGCUGCGGGACUGCGUCAGGGAGGCGGUGGCGAAGGUGCGAACCGCCAUGACCUUCAUGGUCCUGCAGGGGGCGGCGGCCGCCACCGUGACCCAGGGGCCCGUGCAGCUCGUCCAGCGACGCCACGCGGUGUUCAGCCAGGCCCUCUCAGCCGUCGUGUGCGGAUUUGUCUUGAAGCUGAUUGGCUGCCUGGACGACGCCGACUUCCUGCAGCAGCUGCACACUGUGGGCGUGCUCGCUGAGUUCGAGGGGCUGCUGAGCACCUAUGGUGACGAGCUUGGCAUGCUCGAGGACAUGGAAGUGGGCGUGGCCGACCUGAGCAGCGUUGCGUUCACUGUCACCGAGGCCAAAUCCGACAAACCAGACGACCUGCUGCCAACACUCAGCGGAGACUGGGGCAGCCUGGUCGUCGAGGUCCCAUUGCCCCACGACACCUUCGCCUUGUUGCCGUGGGAACUGAGGGAGGAGCAUCUGAUCCGGCUUCACCCGGUUCUGUUCAACAUCGGCAUCAACCAGCAGCAGAGCCUGGCUGAGAGGUUCGGCGACAGCUCCCAGCAGGAGAGGCUGAACCAGCAGAGCGUCGAGCGGCUGAAGGUUUUCUGCAGCUCGCUCUCAGACGGCCUGCCGCAGCUCGCUGGCCUCCAGUCAGCCUCAGACUUGCUGUCGUCUCUCGAGCGCAGCGUUGAAACCAGGAAGAGGAAGAACGUGGAGGUUCUGUGGCUCGCUGCCAAGAUCUGCCGCAGGCUGAACGGGAUCCGGCUGACGAGCUGUAAGAGUGCGAAGGACCGCACGGCGAUGUCGGUGACGCUGGAGCAGUGUGUGUUACUGCGGGACAGACACACACUCAGCCCACAGCACUUCAGCAGAGCGCUCAACUGCAUGAGGAGGGAGGGCUGCAGGCUGGAGAACGUGCAGAAGAACGUCGGCAGCAGGAAGUUUGCCUUCAGCGGCGUGCAGCUGCUCACCUUCCCCAAACUGUACCGACCUCCAGACGGCAGCUACGGAUAGACAGACAGACAGACAGGCAGGCAGACAGACAGACAGGCAGGCAGACAGGCAGGCAGGCAGACAGGCAGGCAGGCAGACAGAUAGACAGACAGACAGACGGACAGACAGACAGAC
Messenger RNA from Myripristis murdjan (pinecone soldierfish), 3199 nucleotides. RefSeq names its product type II inositol 3,4-bisphosphate 4-phosphatase-like. Lineage: Eukaryota; Metazoa; Chordata; Actinopteri; Holocentriformes; Holocentridae. Gene Ontology annotation, cellular component: cytoplasm. The record is from RefSeq and is a predicted model, not a curated record. The coding region runs from base 638 to 3085 and encodes 815 amino acids. The transcript has 19 exons. Gene Ontology annotation, molecular function: phosphatidylinositol-3,4-bisphosphate 4-phosphatase activity.